GCAAUCUUAACCACUGACCAAGGAUAGGGAAGAACCACCCACUCCAAUACGGAAACCAGACGACGGAACUCGAUAAUCCCUUCAAAAUCGACGUUAAUGGGUAUCUGGGAUGAUCUCAGAUCGGUCGCCUUCAAAUUUAUCAAUCGGAGCACUUCACACAAGUCCUCCGAUUCAACUACAAUUUCACGAAUCGAAUCCAUGCCUGAUCCCGAUCGCAGGGAGACCAUAACUCGGGUUCUAACCGGAUUCAGCAAGUUCGCCGUCGAUUCUGCUGUUAAUGAGUCUCUUAAAGGUGGGUUACAACUAUAUAAGAUAGCUAAGGAAGGAAUGAAGGAUCAAGAAGCAACAAAUCUGAACAAUAAGCCGCGGCAUACACUAAUGAUGGAGGAGAUGCAGGCUCGGAUGGAGAAAAUGGAGGAAGAUUUGCAUAUUAUAAGGCUAGAUGAUGAAGAUUCAAUCUUAUGUGCCAAGGAUUUGGAUCCUCGUAAAGAGGAGUCGACUGAACCUACAGAAAAAUCAGAAACUGAUAUCAAGAAGGUCUUUAUUCGAUCACGCUUAUGAAGAACGAAAGCUGAAUCUGGGGAUUGUAAGGUAAGUAUGCAUUUGCCAAAUACCUAUAUCUGUAGAUUAGAUUGUAACCUUUUGCAGUUUUGUUGCUGUUUUAAGUUGCAUCUGGUGUGGAUUGAACUCUAAUGUUCCUCUUUGUGAAUAUAUCUAUUUGUGAUAUCUUCAAACUUCAAAUUUGUUUUUAUG
This is a messenger RNA of Cynara cardunculus var. scolymus (artichoke), 753 nucleotides long. RefSeq lists its product as uncharacterized. The coding region runs from base 97 to 561 and encodes 154 amino acids. NCBI's taxonomy places the organism in Eukaryota, Viridiplantae, Streptophyta, Magnoliopsida, Asterales, Asteraceae. The transcript has 2 exons. The record is from RefSeq and is a predicted model, not a curated record.